AUGGGCCGUGUGCCGCUCACGCCGCCGAUACGCUUUGGGACCGUAGCGUUCCCGCUUCCAUGCACGGACCUUGAAUCAGAUGUGAGCUCUGGUGAGUCGGUGCGUCUCACCUCUUUUUCCGAAUGUCUUUACCGCGGCGCGUACCCCAAAGCGCGAAACUUGCCGUUCCUCUCGACACUGCACCUGCGCACCAUUGUGUCUCUUACGCCAAAGCCCAUCGACUGCGAUGUUGAGAUUGAGGCAUGGGCAAAGCGACAGAAUGGAAGCCUGGGCGUCCGCAUCGUGCACAUACGCACCGAGAAACCCAAAGAAGAUACGGGCGGACUUACACGCGAAGGUGCGGCCCGAGCACUCGCAGAAUUGCUCAACCGACGAAACUUGCCGUUGUACGUGCACUGCCUGGACGGAAUGGAUGUGACUUCGACGCUGAUUGCAUGCUUGCGCAAGAUCCAGGCGUGGUCCGAGCAUGGCCUGCGCAUGGAAUUGGCGCGUGGGCUCAGUGGGUCGAGUAGUCGACUGUCGGGCGCGCCGCUCGAGGUGCCCAAGCACCUGUCUCAGUUUGUGGAGCGGUACGGGCAGCCUGACGGCGUCGUGCUUCCGCUGCGGGAACAUAUCCCAUGCUGGGUAUGGCCGGGAAUGAAUAUGGCACUGUCCGAGCAGCACGCCAUGGACCAAAUGGCUGUACACCAUCCCACGCUCAAGAUUUACUUUACGUGUAGCGAGCAGUAUAUUUCCGCACAGCAGCAGCGUCUUGGGGCCGUAUGGAGCGUGGUGCGUAUAGGGCGCGCAAGCACCCCGAGCUCGCUCUCCUUGAGCGACGUAUCGAGCGGAUGGCACUCGCCGCCGUCGCCUUGCUCGCCGCACACGUCGCAGGAUACGACGGUGACGGAGCCGCGACUGUGGCGGAGCGCCUCUGGCAUGUUGAGACACGCUCCCGACGACGAUUUGCAGACGCCGCGCGCGGGGCCGACGUACAUGGCCAGCGAUAUUCCUUCGCUCGAUGCGAGUGAGUCAGAAAAUAUGGACCGCACACCGCUUGUCGAGGCGCGCGAUCCGCCGCGUAUGGCCAACGACGCCAUUCCUGCGUUGGGGCUAGAGAAUGGGCUAGAUGUUGAGGAAGCACUUGAUCAAGACGACGAUCUUGACGACGACGACGACGACGACGACGACGACCCCAGCCAGGUGCUCGACGCACUCGAUUUAGAGGGAUACUAG
This is a messenger RNA of Malassezia vespertilionis, 1215 nucleotides long. RefSeq lists its product as uncharacterized. Lineage: Eukaryota; Fungi; Basidiomycota; Malasseziomycetes; Malasseziales; Malasseziaceae. The coding region runs from base 1 to 1215 and encodes 404 amino acids. The record is from RefSeq and is a predicted model, not a curated record. The transcript has a single exon. Gene Ontology annotation, molecular function: phosphatase activity.